AUGAAUCGCCACGUGGCUAUAACAGAUCACUUAUCUACCGACCCGACUAUACACAAAACAUGUGUAACCAUCGCCGACCUUCCCAGUCGGAGGGCGACGAACCAAAGGGUUAGUCCAGUGGUCGGGUAUUUAAAAGUCUACCAGACCACUAAGGCAAGCAUCCCUUGGACCGAGGUCAAGUACGAGCCCAAGCCCCCAGAUAGAGCCAAGUUAUCUAUACAAGAAGGAUACGCGAUACAAGCGGAACCAAGACUUGUUGAGAAAUCAGCACCUCAAGAAAGGAACCUCGUCGGGUACGGCAGGGAGAAACGCCCAGAGGCGAAGAAAAGAAAGACUGAGGUCGGAUCGUUUGAAAGGUCUAGAGGAGAAGAUGAGCCAAAUCCUAAAAGGCGAGAACCAUGUCAACUGUUUGGCCAAGUGCAUGCACAACGAGAGCUUGAGCCUACCAGCACCAAAGGUACCGAUAGAGCCUCGUCAUCGUCAACAGGAACUGAAACACUGAGUCAGAACGUGGCCGAUGCUAGAAACAUCCUGAAGAAGAAGAAAGCUUGGUGGGAGCGCAACAAACGCUUAAUAGGGAACCUUCGCAAAGGGAAAAAUAGGGUUAGCUCAGAGGAGGCCGAGGAAAAAGUUGACGGCAUCAUCUCUUGCCACGCCCCGGACCCGGGGGUAGGUGGAAAUCUUGCGCCCGGUGCGUGA
Prunus armeniaca (apricot) is the source of this 699-nucleotide messenger RNA. The record is from the annotation of a GenBank genome assembly. NCBI's taxonomy places the organism in Eukaryota, Viridiplantae, Streptophyta, Magnoliopsida, Rosales, Rosaceae.